Messenger RNA from Labrus bergylta (ballan wrasse), 1338 nucleotides. NCBI's taxonomy places the organism in Eukaryota, Metazoa, Chordata, Actinopteri, Labriformes, Labridae. The record is from RefSeq and is a predicted model, not a curated record.
AUGUACCCUCAGGUGACAUGUCCGUUACUUAGCAACCAAGAGAGCAGCGGGGCAGCAGGUGAGGUGGAGGAACCUCAGAGGAUCAUGGAGAGAAAGAAGAACGAGACGCUGGUGAUGAAGGCUCAGAUAGAGGGAUGGACCUUUCUGCCUCAUCAACAUGGCAACACAGUCCAUGACCAUAAUCUCCAUGACAACUCUAAAGGAUGGAAGUCAUCAGACCUGAAGCUCUCCCAGGCCUGUGAUUGGACGAUAACAGAGUGGCUGAAUCUGGUGUCAGAGUUCCUGCAGCAGGACUCGUCUGAGGCUGUUUUGGACAAAGUGAAGCCUCUUCCCUCAGAGGAGUUUAACUUUUGGAGGAGCAGAGUGAAGAAUCUGCAGUCCCUCCAGCAGCAGUUACAGAGCAGCAGGGCUCAGCAGGUGGCGUCCAUCGUUCAGCAGACAGGCAACAUCUCUUGGUUCACUCUGAGAGAUGUUUACAGACGUGUUGAAGAAGGUCUGCAGGAGGCUGAACAGGUGAGUCUUGCUCUGAGUCCCCUGCAAGAGAAGCUGGAGCAGCUGGAGCAGGUGGAGUACCAGCAGCUGGGCUCCAACAUGGCGGCUGUGAUGGAGGGGGUGCAUCAGGUGUUGAUCCGGUCUGAGGUGUACAGGAGACCAGGCAGACUGAUGGUUCUGCUGAUCGAGAUCUGUAACCUGUUCAUCCAGAAGAGCAGGGACUUCCUGCGUGGAGAGGCGGUGAUGCAUGGUCUGGUGUCAGAGACUGGUCGGGUCCUGGAUGAUGUCAGGCUGGUGAUCUGGACACUGAAGACAAUCAAAGAGGCCAACCUGGAGAUUCAGAACCAGGGGGGUGUGCAGAUCCCAGCUCAGGAUGGAAUCACACACUGCUGGAACUCCUCUUCACACCUGUCCUUCAUCCACCUGGACAUCCUGCUGACACGUCUGCAGAGCAUCCAGGAGCUCCUGUGUGUCACUCUGCAGCUGAGUCAGUUGGAUCAGGUGCUUGUGUCCGGAGUCAGGGGCAGGAUGUGGACUGAUGAGGUUCAGAAUGUGUAUCAGGACUUCCUGUGUCAUGUGAGGGUCCUGUCUGAGUAUACCUGUGACCCCACCGACCCUGGCGACAAGAGCUUUGAGCUGCUCCUGGACCAGUUUCAGGCUCAGGUGUCGGACCAGGAGAGACGGCUGGUCUCCGUCCUCAGCAGGUCGUUUGCGGAGUGCUGCGUGUCCUCCUCUGCUGCUCAGGUACAAGUCUUUCACCGUCACGCUCCAAUGACUGCUGGCUCGGUUUGUUUUGAUACCAAACUCUAAACUUUGAGACGAUUCUAGUAAAGGUCAAAGGUCAAA